AUGGCCACGGCCCCCACCAUAUCCACAGUCCUGCUGAAGCCUGAGUUCUCUGUGGACAUGACCUGUGAAGGUUGCUCUGAUGUGGUCAAUCUGGAGCUCAACAAGGUGGGAGGAGCUGACUUUGACAUUGACCUGCCGAACAAGAAGGUCCGCAUCAACUCUGAGCACAGUGUGAACACUCAGUUGCAUACCCUGGACAAAACAGGAAAGGCUAUUUCUUACCUUGCCCCCAAGUAA
Messenger RNA from Mustela lutreola (European mink), 237 nucleotides. Its product is annotated as copper transport protein ATOX1-like. The coding region runs from base 1 to 237 and encodes 78 amino acids. Lineage: Eukaryota; Metazoa; Chordata; Mammalia; Carnivora; Mustelidae. Gene Ontology annotation, molecular function: metal ion binding; copper chaperone activity. The record is from RefSeq and is a predicted model, not a curated record. Gene Ontology annotation, biological process: copper ion transport. Gene Ontology annotation, cellular component: cytosol. The transcript has a single exon.